CGAAGGAACCGGGGGCGCAACCGCAGCCUCUCCGACGUCGCUUUGCCCUCCUCUGUCCCCAGACAUCGUUCUGGGACGUGCGGCAAGCCCCGCCGACACCGGGUACCACGUGCCACCCCGUGGCCAUGGCAGCCCAAUGCGGGGGGGGUGAGAAGCCCUUCCACAUCGUGUCGCCGCUUCUGGAGAGCCUGCCCCUGUCCCGGGCAGCAGGGACCCAGGUCUACAUGAAGCUGGAGAACGUGCAGCCCACCGGCUCCUUCAAGAUCCGGGGCGUUGGGCACCUCUGCCAGGAGGCUGCCAGGAAGGGCUGCCAGCGCUUUGUUUGCUCCUCAGGCGGGAAUGCAGGCAUGGCUGCAGCGUAUGCAGCCAGAAAGCUGGGGCUGCCGGCCACUGUGGUGGUACCCAGCAGCACCAGCCCCAGCACUGUGCACAGGCUGGAGGAGCUGGGGGCAACGGUGGAGAUCUACGGGAAGGUGUGGGAUGAAGCCAACCAGAGGGCCUUAGUGCUGGCGCAGAAUAAGGGCUGGGCCAGCAUCCACCCCUUCGACCACCCCUUGCUGUGGCAGGGCCAUGCUAGCCUGGUCCUGGAGCUGAAGGAUGCGCUGGAUACAAAGCCUGACGCCAUCGUGCUGGCGGUGGGAGGUGGGGGGCUGCUGGCUGGAGUGGUGGCUGGGCUGCAGCAGGUGGGAUGGCUUGAUGUCCCCAUCAUCGCCGCUGAGACCUGGGGGGCCCACAGCUUCCACGCGGCGCUGAAGGCUGGGCACCUCAUCACCCUACCCGACAUCACCAGUGUCGCCAAGUGCCUGGGGGCCAAGACGGUGUCAGCGCGGGCGCUGCAGUGUGCCCAGGAGAUCCAGGUCAUUUCAGAGGUGGUGGAGGAUGCCGAGGCCGUGCGCGCUGUGGAAAGUUUCCUGGAUGAUGAGCGGAUGCUGGUGCAGCCAGCGUGUGGCGCAGCACUGGCCCUGCUCUACUCGGGGCGAUUGCAGCAGCUGCAGCGUGACGGACACCUGAGGACCCCGCUGGGCCGCGUGGUGGUGGUGGUCUGCGGUGGCAGCAGCAUGACGGCCGCACUGCUACGGGACCUGAAGAACCAGCUGGGCCUGGAGUGACCCUCAUGCCACCCCGUGGCCUCCUGUGCUGCAGUGAUGGCUGCUGGACGUGCCCCACACCUAUUGCUGUGCAGGGUGGGGAAACUGAGGCAUGGCAGCGUUCCUCCCUCUGACCCCAAAAAAUGGCCCUGGGGAUAGCUGUGUCCCUUGAGCCGCUGUGGCUGACACUGACCACGACUUCCCACUCCAAUUAACAAAUGCUUCUUCUCUGACUGAUU
This is a messenger RNA of Gallus gallus (chicken), 1327 nucleotides long. It is a transcript of the gene SDSL, whose product is annotated as serine dehydratase like. Gene Ontology annotation, biological process: L-serine catabolic process; L-threonine catabolic process. The record is from RefSeq and is marked validated. Lineage: Eukaryota; Metazoa; Chordata; Aves; Galliformes; Phasianidae. The transcript is spliced from 7 exons. The coding region runs from base 126 to 1109 and encodes 327 amino acids. Gene Ontology annotation, molecular function: L-serine ammonia-lyase activity; threonine deaminase activity; pyridoxal phosphate binding.